AUGCUUUCCAGUCUGAGAACUGGUGUACAAGGGCUGUGGCGCAUGUCCUCAAGAACCCUUCAUACGACCAGUAGUCUGCAGCAUGACAGCUUAUUUGUUCAUCGAGAUACACCUGAAGACAAUCCAAAUAUUCCAUUCGAAUUUUCGCCAGAAAAUAACAAGCGGAUAGAAGCACUCCUAGCUAUUUACCCUGAAGGUCAUAAGAGAGGUGCCAUGAUUCCUCUACUGGACCUAGCCCAACGGCAAAACGGUGGAUGGUUGCCAAUAUCCGCAAUGCAUAAAGUUGCUGAGAUAUUGAACCUGCCUCGCAUGCGAGUGUAUGAGGUUGCAACUUUUUACACUAUGUUUAUUAGGCGACCAAUUGGCAAAUACCAUGUCCAAGUUUGUACGACAACACCAUGCUGGCUGCGUGGAUCUGAUAAAGUCCUCAAUGCAAUAAAAGAAGCCACUGGCUGCGAAGUUGGUGGGAACAGCCCUUGUGGCAAAUUUUCAUUAUCUGAGGUUGAAUGUCUUGGUGCCUGUGUAAAUGCUCCCAUGGUGCAGGUUAAUGAUGAUUAUUAUGAGGAUCUUAGCAUUGAGGACACAAAAGAAAUAAUUGAGAAGUUGAAGAGGGAUGAAAAACCUAAACCGGGUCCAAGGAGCGGUCGCUUUGCAUCGGAGCCAUUGGGAGGUCUCACUUCCCUCACAGAAGAGCCAACGGGUCCAGGCUUUGGCUUGCAGGAUGCUCUCAAAGCC
Molecule: messenger RNA, 735 nt
Organism: Iphiclides podalirius (scarce swallowtail)
Lineage: Eukaryota; Metazoa; Arthropoda; Insecta; Lepidoptera; Papilionidae
Source: the annotation of a GenBank genome assembly